This is a messenger RNA of Helicoverpa armigera (cotton bollworm), 2892 nucleotides long. Its product is annotated as nucleoredoxin. Gene Ontology annotation, cellular component: nucleus. Bases 438 to 1859 code for a protein of 473 amino acids. Gene Ontology annotation, biological process: negative regulation of Wnt signaling pathway; negative regulation of protein ubiquitination. NCBI's taxonomy places the organism in Eukaryota, Metazoa, Arthropoda, Insecta, Lepidoptera, Noctuidae. The transcript has 6 exons. Gene Ontology annotation, molecular function: thioredoxin-disulfide reductase (NADPH) activity. The record is from RefSeq and is a predicted model, not a curated record.
CCCUCUUCAGUCUGGCUUUGUUUACGGGAGCGAGCGGGCGUUGCACCGCGUUACUCCCCAGCGCGCACGCGUCAUUCAUUUAAAAAUAAAACUUAUAUUUGCUUCACCACAUCCUGUGCUUCAUGACUAAUCUCACUCAAAACUUAGUAAUUACUCAUUUCUAUAACUCUUCAAGUCACAACUAAGUUCGCAAACAAAACAAAAAAGUUUUGAUUCGCAUUCCUUUCCAGACGUGCAAACUUGUGCUAAAUAUUGUGGUUUUAUUUUGUUUAUUGGAAAUAAAAGUUUAUAGUGGUAUGCAACCGCGUCUGCUUCGUUGUGUAAAUAUUUAAAACCAAACACAGAUAAAUAAACAAACUUUUUUUAGUGUGCACGUGUAACAACCUUCUUGAUAUCAUGGAUGUGUGUCUAAAAUUCUAAAUUGUAGAAGAUCGAAAAUGGAUUGGCGCGAAAAACUGUUCGGGAAGGUUUUAGUCAAGUGUGAAUCGGGGACUCAGAAUGGUAAAUUCGAGAAUAUAUCGACGUUAGAAGCUUUAUCCGACUGCGUGGAAGAGGGUGAGGGUGCCGUGUGUGGGAUAUAUUUUUCUUUCGCGAACAUAAGUGACGCUAGUGAUGAUUUUGGAGUGCGUUUGGAGGAGGUGUACAAGAGAGUGCAUCCUCGGCUGAAGGUGGUGCAAGUGGUCCUGUGGGCGCAUGUGGGCACUCCUGAGGGCCUGGUGGAGAGAGAAGCAGGGUUUCGGAGGAGCUUGACGGGGAAGCCCUGGUUUGCGGUGCCAUUCCACGAUGUUGAUACGAAGCGCCGCCUAACCCAAAAAUACAGCAUCGCCGUCGGAGUCCCGACCCUGGUCAUCCGCGGCCGUCACGUGCGCGAUGCUCUGCUAGACGACGCGUUGGGGGAGAGGUUUCCCUGGCCACCUCCUCCCCUGGCGGAGGUGCUGAGAGGGGUGCAGCUGCAGGGCGACGGGGGGAAUAAGCUGUAUGAGCAGCUGCCCCCUGAUGCUGUGAGGGUGUUCUAUUUUGCGGCUCAUUGGUGUCCUCCAUGCCGGUCGUUCUCUCCGAGCCUGUGCGCGGCGCUGUCGGCCGUGCGCAAGCGUCGCACCAAGUACGCCAACACGCAGCUUAUACUCGUCUCCAGUGACAGGAGCGAACAAUCCUACAACCGCACGGUACAAUCCGUCUCCUCAGUGGGUGCACUCUCCGUGCCCUGGUCUGCCACGGACGCGCGCCUCACCAUGCCAGCAGCGCUCGGUGUCGCUGGCAUACCAGCGCUCGUCAUCACUGAUGGAGCCGGCAAGAUUCUAACUGCUAACGGCAGGCAGCAUUUGUCUGCUGAUCCGCUUGGAUUUAACUUCCCAUGGGCGCAGCGGCCAGUGUCAGUACUGACGGAGCAAGCGUUGCUGAAAAUGGCGCGCCACCCAGCUGUCGUUCUAUUUAUUGAUGAUGAAGACUCAGAAAUCGAAUUCGCCGAAUCCGUCAUUACACCUUCAGCAGAAUCUUACUACGAAGAAUGCAGCAUCCAGUUCCCAGGCUUCUGUCCUUACCAGAACUCCUCAGACGAUGAGACCAUGGACUUCGACUACCCGACGUCACGUCACUCCAGGCUGAAGAAAAAACCUUUCAAACACGUCAUGUUCUACAUAGGUAUCGAUGGAACUGACAGCGCAGAUAUGCUAAGGGAACAUAUAGGUCUCGACGAUGCAGUUCCAUUGCUAACCUCCAUAGAUUUCCCCAAACAACGCAUGGUCACCAUGAAGUAUGGUGAUGAGAUCACCACGGAUUCAGUCCAGAAUUUCGUUGAUGCGUACUUGAGUGGGAACGCUGACUUUAAGCCUUUGAAACCUUAUAGUGAGAAGUGUUAGAGAUCAAUGUAUGAUUUGGAGUAUGACUUAUACAUGAUGACUGAUAUACCAGUUUUUUUCUACUGUUUUCUACCAAAACAUUCAUUUUGACAGUUCUCGUGAAGUAACUUUGCUUAUCUGAAAUAGGCUACUAUUAACAGCUUCCAGAACGAUUUCGGCCAAAGCGCUUAUUCUUUCUAAGGAAGGAGAUUAGCCAGCUGCGCAGGACAUAAUUGUUAUAGCGGACUAGAAUUAGCGCAGACAGAGGUGCAGUCACUAUCCCUUCACUCUCGUAGUCCGAUGGGACGGCAAUCCGACACAACCGGAGAGAAAUCAGGCGCAGGACCGAAAGCCCUAAGGUGCUGUCCGAGGCACGGAUGUCGCAAGUCGCAAUGUAGGAACAAAACACUGUUACGCAUGCGCGAAGCAUCAAAUGACUGACGACUUCAGUGAGGUAAACUUAUUUGACAAGAGGUGCAAUGUCGUGUUCGUACAUUUUAACUAUGGUGACUUCCACCUUCGCCAACUUCGGACCGAUAUAAUUACAUGACGAGAACUGUACAAAAUCAUCUUUAUAGUCAUACUUCAAGGCGAAAAAUGGCAAUUAUUUUGAAUCUAGCCUUAAUUACCUACAUUUGUUAUUCCAGUAUUAUUUCAAUAGUUCUUUAGGAGUCAUUGUAAAAUAUUUUCAGUAAAUUCAGUAGUGAUUAGAACUUAGCUAUUGUAUUGUUUAAAUGGUUAGUUUUACAGUAAUAUGUAUGAAAUGUAGGCAGGAUCUCAUACAUUUUUGUAUGGGGGAUUGUAGGUAUUGAAUUAAAAUAAAAAGUUAUUUCAAACACAGUAAAAAGGUGCAAUCUGGCAAAGUUGUAUUUCAUAGAUUUUUGAGUGCGAUGCAAAGAUGCAAUGUAAUAAUUACCUAUAGUGUAUUGUCUCCAAAACUUGGAAAAUCAUAACAAACUUAAUAUAAUGUAGCUCAUUUUCAUUCUAUGUAAUGAUAAGUUAUGGUUUUUACCCAAAUAAAGAUUAAGAAAUAAAAAUCUGAGAAUAGAUCAUC